AUGGGUUUCUCUAAUCCCUCCGUCUUUACCGCGUCAACUGUGGCUGCGGCUCCAGAAGAUCCUCUCUUUGGUCUAAUGAAGGCCUAUCGAGAGGAUCCUUCUGAUAAAAAGGUUGAUCUGGGAAUUGGUGCUUACCGUGAUAAUAACGCAAAGCCAUGGGUUUUACCUGUUGUUAAGAAGGCCGAUGACGCCAUUCACAAUGACCCCAAUCUUAACCACGAAUAUCUCUCCAUUGGAGGUCUACCCGACCUCACAGCAGCCGCUCAAAAGCUCAUUGUUGGCGCUGACAGCCCCGCCAUCCAAGAUAAACGGAUCUGCACCCUCCAAACCAUCUCGGGAACCGGCGCCUGCCACCUAGGCGGUCUUUUCCUCUCCAAAUUCCACCCCCAAAAGCCAACACUCUACCUCUCCAACCCAACAUGGGCCAACCACAACCAGAUCUUCACAAACGUCGGCCUAAAAAUCGCCUCCUACCCCUACUUCUCCUCUAAGACCAAGGGCCUCGACUUCGAUGGCAUGCUCCAAGCGCUGCGGGCAGCGCCAUCCGGCUCUGUCAUCUUACUGCAUGCCUGCGCUCACAACCCCACCGGUGUAGACCCCACACAGGAGCAGUGGCGAGAGAUCGCGACCGUUAUGCGGGAGCGCUCACACUUCCCCUUCUUCGAUACAGCAUACCAGGGCUUCGCGUCAGGAGAUCUAGUCCGAGACGCGUGGGCAAUCCGGUACUUUAUCGAGCAGGGCUUUGAGCUUUGUGUUGCGCAAUCCUUUGCGAAGAACUUCGGAUUGUAUGGUGAGCGUACUGGCGCGUUUCACUUCGUCUCUGCACCUGGUGCUGAGGCUGCCGUUGCUAACAAGCAUAUUGCGAGCCAAUUGGCUAUCCUGCAACGUCGCAUCUUGAAUGAUCCUGUCUUGUUUGCGCAGUGGGAGGAGGAUCUCCGUACUAUGAGUGGACGGAUCCUCGAGAUGCGGUCUGGUCUUAGGGAGCGCUUGGAGAGCCGGGGUACACCUGGCUCGUGGGAUCAUAUUACCUCGCAAAUUGGAAUGUUCAGUUUUACGGGAUUGACUGAAACGCAAGUGAAGGUCUUGCGUGAUAAGUGGCAUGUUUACAUGACUAAGAACGGCCGUAUUUCCAUGGCUGGUCUUAACACAAAUAACAUCGACUACUUCGCUGAGGCAGUCGAUAGUGUUGUGCGUGAGACCUCUUAG
Molecule: messenger RNA, 1206 nt
Organism: Penicillium malachiteum
Lineage: Eukaryota; Fungi; Ascomycota; Eurotiomycetes; Eurotiales; Aspergillaceae
Product: aspartate aminotransferase
Exons: 5
Coding region: 1-1206 (401 amino acids)
Biological process (GO): L-aspartate biosynthetic process
Cellular component (GO): cytosol
Molecular function (GO): pyridoxal phosphate binding; L-aspartate:2-oxoglutarate transaminase activity
Source: RefSeq, a predicted model, not a curated record